AUGCAGUUGCUUAAUCUCAUUAUCUUUCCGCUCCUCCUUCUGAGCCCAGUCAGCACUGCGGCAACUCAUCUCGAAUAUGAUUAUAUCGUCGUGGGUAGCGGGGCUGGAGGAGGACCCUUAGCGAGUCGACUCGCUAGGGGAGGCCACAAGACCCUUCUUAUUGAAGCUGGCAGUGACCAGUCUGACAACCUCAACACCACCGUUCCCGGUUAUCAAGCGUCUGUCACCGAAGAUCCUGCACUUCGAUGGGAUAUUUUCGUGAACCAUUACAAAGACCAGAAGCGCGCACAGCGGGAUCCCAAGUACACCUGGGAGACCGCGCCAUACCAAUAUCACGUUGGACCCAAUCCUCCCGAGGGCGCCACCCCGCGUGGCAUCUUGUAUCCCCGUGCACAAGCCUUAGGAGGAUGCACACCUCACAAUGCGCUCAUCUGGAUUACUCCACACAAGAGUGACUGGGACAACAUUGCCAAGUUGACUGGAGACGAGUCAUGGGCCCAUGAAAACAUGGACCAAUACCUGAAGAAGGUUUACGAGUGGCUUUACACUGAACCGACUGACCCAACGAUUCUGAUCAACGAUCUCCCUCUCGCUCAACAUUAUGUCGCUGGCGCUGCUGCCUCGGGGCAGGGCCCAGAUCCUCUGAACGCAGUCGACGGGCUCGUGAAUCUUCUUGCGAACGAUCCAAACAGCCAGGUCAACCCAGCGCGCGAUUCCACCCAAGGAUUCUUCCAAGUCCCUCUGACGAUGAAUGCGGGCAACCGUACCGAUGUCACCGAUUUCAUCAAGAGCACUGUCUCGGAGGGCUUCCCCUUGGAUGUUCGCACAAAUGCCUAUGUGACCAAAAUCAACUUCGAUCAAUCCGGUUCCACCCCCAAAGCUACCGGAGUCGAGUUCCAAGAUGGCGAGUAUCUUCACCGAGCCAGUCCCCGGAGUCUCCACAGCAAGCCUGGCACCCCUGGCUCGGCGAAGGCGAAAAAGGAGGUGAUCAUAUCUGCCGGUGCAUACAACACGCCUCAGUUGCUGAAGCUUAGCGGAAUCGGUCCCAAGAAAGAGUUGGAGAAGUUCAAGAUUCCCGUUGUGAAAGACCUUCGAGGGGUUGGUACAAACCUGAUGGAUCGCUAUGAGAUCCCCGUCAACGUCCAGCACAAGAAAGACUUCCCCAUCCUCAAGGGCUGCACCUUUGACGAAAAGCCCCACGACGAAUGUCUCAAGAAGUGGGAACAAAACCCUUACAUUCUCGGCCAGCGUGGCGCAUACGCCACCAACGGCCUUGCUGCCACCUUGGCUGUGAACUCGGAUUAUGCCUCGGAUUCGAACAUUGAUCUUUACAUCUUUGGCGGUCCUAUCAACUUCCAGGGGUAUUUCCCCGGCUGGGCGGAGCAAGCUGUUGCGGACCACUCGCACUUCUCGUGGUAUACCUUGAAAGCGCACACACGGAACCACGCUGGGACCGUGGAGCUCCAAUCGACCGAUCCAUUUGACCAGCCUCGGAUCAACUUCUACUACUUUGACGAGGGUACCACCAAGGAUGGCGCGGACGACAAAGAUGUGGGUGCAAUUGUUCAAGCAAUCAAGAUUUCACGAAAGGCAUUGUCCGAGUACUAUAACUAUGCUAUUCUGGGCGGCUCGUCUUUUGAAGAGGAGAACCCGGGCAAGGACGUGACAGCCGACGAGGAUCUGGAGCAAUAUGCAAAGGACGUCGCUUGGGGCCAUCAUGCGUCUUGUACUGCUCCUAUCGGGGCUAAGGACGAUCCAAACGCUGUGCUGGAUUCGGAGUUCCGCGUGCGAGGCGUAGACAACCUCCGUGUGGUCGAUGCUAGUGUCUUCCCCGACAUCCCGGGUGUCUUCAUCACAGCCCCGAUUUAUAUCAUCAGCGAGAAGGCAGCAGAUGUGAUUUUGAAUGGCUCAAAAUGA
Penicillium alfredii is the source of this 1917-nucleotide messenger RNA. Its product is annotated as GMC family oxidoreductase. Gene Ontology annotation, molecular function: flavin adenine dinucleotide binding; oxidoreductase activity, acting on CH-OH group of donors. The record is from RefSeq and is a predicted model, not a curated record. The coding region runs from base 1 to 1917 and encodes 638 amino acids. Lineage: Eukaryota; Fungi; Ascomycota; Eurotiomycetes; Eurotiales; Aspergillaceae. The transcript has a single exon.